Molecule: messenger RNA, 4260 nt
Organism: Nycticebus coucang (slow loris)
Lineage: Eukaryota; Metazoa; Chordata; Mammalia; Primates; Lorisidae
Gene: ST3GAL2
Product: ST3 beta-galactoside alpha-2,3-sialyltransferase 2
Exons: 7
Coding region: 1187-2239 (350 amino acids)
Molecular function (GO): beta-galactoside (CMP) alpha-2,3-sialyltransferase activity
Source: RefSeq, a predicted model, not a curated record
GGGGCCGGUCUGAGGCGGCGGUGGCGGCUCUCGGGGAGGGCUGGGCCAGGCUAGGGCGGGACUAGCCCACAGCAGGCGGACAAGAGCGCCGCGGAGCUAACGGGUCCGGGCGGCGGCGGCGGCGGCGGCGGCGGCUUUUGCGCGGGCGGAGGCAGCAGGAGCGGCGAGCAUGGCUCGCGCGGCGCCCGGCGCUGACUGAGGGUUAUGCUGCAGCAGCCUGGCGCCUGGCAAGACACAAGGAACCUGCCAGUGGAUUACUGUGAACUAACAGCAAGACAGGCUGGCUUCAGGGGAGCAGGGCCGGGCAGAGCAGCCACCCAGCCUAAGCCAGUGACACCAGGGAGGCCUGGACACUCAGCUAACCAGACAGUGUCAGACGCGGCACCCACUGAGCAGCUGCUCCUAGCCCCAGAGGACCCUGCAGCAGGCAUAGGUGCUUUUAACCCUGAUGCACAUCCAGUAGGGGUGGUGGCCACCAGGAGAAAAGGAAGCAACUCCUCGAAUGGGAAGCAGAAAGGCAGAACCCACUGCAAGGAGGAUCUUGGUCUCUGCUGCAAAGUCUUCUGACACCCUCAGUGCUUCCUAUUUUUCUCUUCUCAGGGUUAGAGUCUGGUUACCCUCCUCUGGCAGAGGGGUGGGCCAUCUAAGCUGGGGAUGAUUCUUGAAGGGAACAACCCAGGUCCCCUGAAGCCCAUGUGCUCUCUACUGUGAUUGGAAGACGAGGAUUCCCCACGGCAGGGGACGAGGGGCUGCCUCAGUGUCUGCCCAUGAAACACAAGGACCCUAACUGCUCCAGACUGGAUUGUUUCAAGUCACCAAAGAGGGGCCCCCACAGAGCUGGCAGCCAGCAAUCCCAAGAGACUAGAGGGCUGGGAUGGACUGACCUCCCCCUCACCAGGCCAGCGGGAGAGGCAGAACCUCUGUGGCCUAGCUAGUGACGGAGAGACCCAAUGAAGCCCUAAGCAGGGGCCCAAGUGGCUCAGGGACAGGGCGGCCACUCCUGCUGACGUGCUUUCUCCUUAUCUUGAGGGUGUGGGUAAGCGACCCCUGCCGCUGUCCCCUGCCACGGCACGUGCCCCUAUGCCCUUUGUACGUAGUGCCAGAAUAGGCAGGCUGUGCUGUGUUUGGUCCCUCAGUGGGCUGGGAAAGGAGUGGCCACGGUGACAGCUGCCUGCCUGCCAGCACCAUGAAGUGCUCCCUGCGGGUGUGGUUCCUCUCUGUGGCCUUCCUGCUGGUGUUCAUCAUGUCUCUGCUCUUCACCUACUCACACCACAGCAUGGCCACCCUGCCCUACCUGGACUCAGGGGCCCUGGGUGGCACCCACCGGGUGAAGCUGGUGCCUGGCUAUGCUGGCUUGCAACGCCUCAGCAAGGAAGGGCUUGCCGGCAAGAGCUGUGCCUGCCACCGCUGCAUGGGUGACACGGGUUCCUCUGACUGGUUUGACAGCCACUUCGACAGCAACAUCUCCCCUGUCUGGACCCGAGAGAACAUGGACCUUCCCCCGGAUGUCCAGAGGUGGUGGAUGAUGUUGCAGCCCCAGUUCAAAUCACACAACACCAACGAGGUGCUGGAGAAGCUGUUCCAGAUAGUACCUGGUGAGAACCCCUACCGUGUCCGCGACCCCCACCAGUGCCGGCGCUGUGCCGUGGUGGGCAACUCGGGCAACCUGCGGGGCUCUGGCUACGGCCAGGAUGUGGAUGGACACAACUUCAUCAUGAGGAUGAAUCAGGCACCAACUGUGGGCUUUGAGCAGGAUGUUGGCAGCCGAACCACCCAUCAUUUCAUGUACCCUGAGAGUGCCAAGAAUCUGCCCGCCAAUGUCAGCUUUGUGUUGGUGCCCUUCAAGGCCCUGGACUUACUGUGGAUUGCCAGCGCCCUAUCCACGGGGCAGAUCCGAUUCACCUAUGCCCCAGUGAAGUCCUUCCUUCGAGUGGACAAAGAAAAGGUCCAGAUCUACAACCCAGCUUUCUUUAAGUACAUCCACGACAGGUGGACCGAACAUCACGGGCGGUACCCCUCCACAGGGAUGCUGGUUCUCUUCUUUGCCCUGCAUGUGUGUGAUGAGGUGAACGUGUACGGGUUUGGGGCCGACAGCCGGGGCAACUGGCACCACUACUGGGAGAAUAACCGGUACGCGGGCGAGUUCCGGAAGACGGGCGUGCACGACGCAGACUUCGAGGCCCACAUCAUUGACAUGCUGGCCAAGGCCAGCAAGAUCGAGGUCUAUCGAGGAAACUGAGUCAGCCGUCGCCGACCCUUCCAGCCCUAGCUCGGGCGCGCGCUCCCGCCCGGAACUCGGAGCCAGCCCCAGCCCCAGCCCCACGGCGGUGGCCCUGCGUGCGAGCCCCGCCCCGGGCGUCGCCAGGCAAUCGGGAGGAGGGACGCCAGAGCGCGGUCUGGACCAAUCAUGCUGCAGUCCAGCGGGCGCCUGCCGAACCCCGCCAAUCACGAGACUUCGGAGCCUGGCACCAAUCAGCGCUACAGUCAGGCGAAGCUUAUUUCUCUCAGCCAAUCAUGCGACUCAAGGAGAACUUCGGCACUAGGCCCGUCCCUUCCAAUCAAAGGCUUCUGGGGGCAGGCCGGCGGCCGCUCAAUCCCCCCAAACCCCCACCCCCGCGCUUUUGGUUGGUUUUCUGAAGUCUGAGCAGGGGGGGGGGGGGUCACCUGGGCCUUGGUGGUACUUUUCCCGGGUUCGACAGCCGGGAGCAUCCUAGUUGGCCGGCCGGAGGAGCGACCUGUGGGUCUGGGGCGCUUUUCACCGAGAGCCAAGUGGCGGUUUCCGGAUCGCUCAGGCCUCCGCAGGGUCCUAGGCGCCGUAUUUCCUUUGUCGGUCCGACCCAGAGGGUGAGUGCAAACCCACCAAAGAAACGCGGUCAUGGAGGCGCCCCACGGGCCCCUCACCCCAGCCCCCCCCCCCCCAACGGCCUCUGAUCUGACCCUGGCGCUCGCGUCUCGCCCUUGCUGGGGGUGGCAUAUUGCGUAGGGCCCAUCCCGGAACAUAGGUGUAAGGAACACGGCAGGGGACAAGGAAGCCCUGUCACAUCCAAUGUAAGGUGCUUCUUACUCACGUGUGCCCUCAGCCCCUUCUGUUCACCCACAACCUUUUUAGCGUCUCUCCUUAGGCCCUGGGGCCUCACCAGCCGCCUUGUUGCUCUGGGAAAAAAAAAAAAUCAGAAAACUUGCCCUGGGAUGGGGCCCUGCUGCUUUCUCUCUGUUUCUCUCUCUCCCUCUCAUCUUUGGCCGGCUUAGGGAGGGAGAGCAACACUAUGGAUGGAAGGCCAGAGGUGGGGAGCCCAGCUGCUCGCUGCAUGCCCUUUCCUCGUCCUCUCCUCACCCCAUAGAGUGAUGCUUGCUUAGGGGUGAUUUUGCUUUGGGCUCGAUAAUUUAGUAACCAGGUAUGGCUGACCUUCAAAGAGCCUUUUAAAAUUCUGAGCUGGCUGUGCCAGUAGCCAGGAGCCUUGUGGGAAUAGAUUGCCCACUGCAUGCCUCCUGCCAUGGGCCCCCCUGCUCACCUGCCUCCUCCUUCCAAACCCAGAAGGGCUGGGACACUGACCAUCAGGGGUUCCAGCUGGAAGCUGCUGGCACAACAGAACCCAGCUUAGGUCCCUAGAGGGAGCUGCUCAGCCUUUGAGGUUGGGGAAGUUUAGGAGGAGAAAGGGCUUCUGUGAAGCUCUCAAAUCAACCAGGAUCCCCUUUCCCACCAAUGAUGACACACAUGUCCCCCUUUUUUUCAGUUGACACCACUAAACAGCCUUUUGGUCAUUGGUAUAGUUCCUGCAGCUGGCUGGGGGAACAGUGACAAGCAGGGGACUUUGUUAUGGAAGGGUUAGGAUAGGCAGUGGUCGCUCAGAAGAAUUAAUAUAUUGAGAACUUACAUUGAGUCUGUUGUUUCCCACUUCCAAGCUCAGGAGGAAUAAAGAAUGGGGGUGGACGGGGGAUUUUGCAGACUGCCUCUCAGGGCUUCCCCUCAGUCCUAGACAGUAAAGGCACCAGCCAUUCUUGUCAGUCUCAGCUCAGUUCAGCGCUUCCAGAAGAGGCUGUUAUGAAAAUGAAAAACAAUGCAAUUAUGCCAAACAGUAUUGAGCAGAAUAAUUUAUUUCUUGUUUCUUUUUCUAGUUUUGUUUAAACCAUUAAUCCCAUUCUGGAAGAUGUAGGUCCCAGCAUUCAGCCCAGAUCUCCUUCUCUGCAAUAGUUAUUUAAACAGUUUUUAAUUUCCUUCCCUCUCUUUUUGAAUUAAAAAGAACAAAACCAUACAGUCCU